GUUUAAUGAGGAUUAUAAUUAGUUUCUUAUUUACGAUUUCCAACAAUUUAAUAUCCCAGUUUUUAAAUAUUUUUGUUUAAUAUACACAUAUGUAUGUAUGUAUUUUAAAGAUUUCUUUUUGAUUUAUAUAAUCUAUAAAAUAAAAAAUUUUAUAAAUUUAACAAAAAUAUAUAAAUGUUUCAAUUUAAUAUGAACUAUUAAUGAGUCAUGUUUAAUGUUUUUGACAUACUAUUUAGUUAUAUAAUUGAAACGUAUACAAGAUUAUGUCUACUUAAAUUUCUAUACAUACAUUUAUGAUAUGUAUUAUGCUUGAUGAAUCUUUACUCAUGGUACCUCUAUACCCUAUAUAAGAACAUUAUAAAUGUAGUACUUUUUUUAUUUUAUUUUUAAAUCUCUGUCAAUACCAGAUCACAGUAACCGUAAAUUUUUAUAGGUGAAAGACAAAUUAUCAAUACCAUAUACAUAUAUUUUGCAUUAUGAUAUAUAUGUACAUAUAUAUUUUACCAUACGUUUGUGCAUAACAAUUGUAGUCGAAAAAGAAGAAGGAAAGGAAGAAAUUUUUCUCAUUUUAUCUUAAGGUAACCUGGUAAAUGACUCUAAAAGAGAUCUAUGUAUUUGAAAAUGGAUUUUAUUUUAUUUAUUCGAAACAAAUAAAAAAGAAUAAAUAAAUAAAAUUGUAUGUAAAAUUUAUUAUACCUUAUUUGGAUAUUUGAAAUGAAAUUCUAAUAAAUAAAAUACGUACAUAUGUAUAUCAAAUACGACCUAGUGAAAAAGCGAAAAUUUAUGUGUGUAGAUUAUGUAUGUACAUGGAUAAAUUCGUUUGCAGUACAUUAAAUCCAAUAAUUUCAGCGAAUUAUGUCAAUAACAGAAAAAAUAAAUGUAAUUACAUAAUAUUUAAACUAUACGCCCAUAUCAUCAUUAUCUACGUAUACUUAUUUUUUAUUUGAAACAUAAAAAUAUAUUUUACUAUAUAAAGGCAUCACUUGAUCCUUAUUGUUAACAUUUAUCAUUGAAUUUCACUAAAGAAAACAUCUAUUUUAAAAAAUAAAAAUAAAAUUUUAAGUGAAAAAAUUAAUAAAUAAAUUUAAAAAAAAAAUAAUACAAAAAUGAAUAAAUUUUCAACACUAUUCAUAUUAUCAAUUAUUUGCGUUCUAGUAGUUGCCCUUCCUCGCCCAGAUGAAGAACGAUAUUUGGAUAAAGAGUAUGCUAGAGAAUUGAUAGCAUGGUUAGCUGCUAUUGAUCCAUCUGCAUCAAAUAAUCCAUGUAAAUAUUUAACAUCAAAUGGUGGUAAUAUGAAUUAUUUAACACCACAAAUGCCAAAAAGAAAUUCUGAAUUAAUAAAUUCAUUAUUAAGUAUACCAAAAAAUAUGAAUGAAGCUGGUAAAUAAAAUUAUUUUCAAAAAAUAUCAUAUUUUAAUUAUUAAGUAAUCAUAAUACAUAUUAUUUAUAAUUUAAAUGAAAAUUUCAUAAUAUUCAAAAUAAAAUAAAAUUUUUAUUUUAUAAAAGAAAACAAAUUUAAAAAUAAUAUACAUAUAUUUAUAAAACGAAUUUUAUC
Molecule: messenger RNA, 1555 nt
Organism: Condylostylus longicornis
Lineage: Eukaryota; Metazoa; Arthropoda; Insecta; Diptera; Dolichopodidae
Product: protein PDF
Exons: 2
Coding region: 1107-1388 (93 amino acids)
Biological process (GO): response to light stimulus
Cellular component (GO): extracellular region
Molecular function (GO): hormone activity
Source: RefSeq, a predicted model, not a curated record